CCCCCAAAUCAGCAGCUAAUAGGUAUAUGUCCAGGUUUAAUUAGGGAAAGAGGCGCAGGUCCCCAGCCAAACAGCCAGUACAUGAAGAUAAGAGGCUUCACUAGCUUACCUUUUUUCUUUACCAAUCCCCAUCCCUAGUUUCAUUUUCUCUUUAAAUCCGGAUUGCUAAAACGCAUCUUCCUGUUCAGGUUGCCCUAGCCGCCGAUAGAUCAAUCGCAGGUGCAUGCACGCACCCUCCACAACCGCCUCCAUACGAGGACAGCUAAACCGAGGACCGAUGGGCAACCCUGUCCAACGUGAAUCACACAGUAUUGUCUACUCGCUGUCGUAUGUCCGACAAGGGCAUCCUCCAUCAAACAUCUUGUCGGGACACACCUCCGCGGAAUGGAAUGGCAGAGAGGAAAAAUCACCACCUGCUAGAGGCGGCCCGGGCCCUGAUGUUCACCACGAAUGUGCCCAAGUUCCUGUGGAGCGAAGUUGUCAUGAUGCCCGCCCUCUUGAUCAACCGCACGCCAUCCCAGGUUAUAUACUGAGCCACUGCUUGGAUCCAUACGUAGUCGUUACUCACUCAUGCAGACUCCAGGGAGCUUUUGGCUAUUGGGUGCAACUGAUGGAAGAUGGUAGCACGGGUUAUCUACAACCGGUUUGGAUGGCGAUCCAAUAAUAGGAUAUGUGUUUAGUCAUCUUGGCCUAUUUGUCACUGGUUGUGGCAGUUCUUUUAAUCUUUGUUGGUUUUUGCUCCUUUUGUUAGCCUUUACUGAACUUGAGACUUUGUUUGGGAACUUUAUUUCAAUAAAAUGGCUGCAUGCAUCAUUCUGAUGCAGAG
Messenger RNA from Triticum aestivum (bread wheat), 826 nucleotides. RefSeq lists its product as uncharacterized. The transcript is spliced from 3 exons. Lineage: Eukaryota; Viridiplantae; Streptophyta; Magnoliopsida; Poales; Poaceae. The record is from RefSeq and is a predicted model, not a curated record. Bases 224 to 664 code for a protein of 146 amino acids.